AUGGACAUGCCAGAUGAUGUGUUGCUUGAAAUCUUCUCUUGGUUACCUGCAAAGUCUAUCUGCAAGUUUAGAUGUGUCAACAAGUUCUUCAACACUUCCACUUCAAAAGAGAUUUAUUUUGUCCAGAAGCAGGUUCACAAUUCCUUGUCAAAGGAUGAUGAUUCAUGUUUCUUUCUCCAACCAAAAUGGGGUCAGAGCUAUGGUGCAAAACAUGAAUUUCAUCAUUCAUCUACAAAGAACCUGAUCUCUGGUGUCUCUGAUAAGUUCUUACAGUUUUUAGAACAAUACCCGGCUUGUAGGAUUGUGGAUUCAAGUAAUGGCUUGAUUCUUGGUCGGAGUAAUAUAGAGUUAUUCAUUUGUAAUCCGGUAACACAGUCAUGGAUUCCUAUUCCCACUCCAGACUAUCUGAAAAAAUAUCCUGGUGCUGAUUUGAAAAUUGUAUUGGAGUGUAGUCUUGAAGAUUCAAACGAUUUCAUGCUUUUUUUAUUUGAAGUUCAAGAUGAUUGGGCUUCUCAAUACCAUGACGUGAAAUUCUACUCUGCAAAAGAGGCUAUGUGGAAAGGGAUUGAAACAAGCUUCUUUAUUGGUGAUAGACCCCUGAUAUUUGACACGCACGUUUAUCAUAAAAAAGCCCUUCACUUCAUGUCCAUUUGUUAUGGUUUUUCUAGGGAGAAGCCAUAUAUAAUGGCUUACAGCAUUGAAGAUGGAAGUUCAAGAAUGCUUAGAAUCCCAAGAGAAGCUAAGGCUGGAUCUCAGCACUUGACCUGCCAAAUGAGAAUAUACAAAUGGGGGAAAUCAGCAAGUUCAAAUCAGUCAAUUUGUUUGGUGAGAUUAAGAAAGAAAGUUUUUGUUGUAUGGGUUUUAACUGAUUACGAGGCUAACAAGUGGAGAAAGAUUUUGAAAAUAAGAGUGAAGGCAAUGGGUAUGAAAGAAGAAGAUCCUAUCGCUGUGACAGGAUUCACGGUUAUGAACGGCGAGCAAUUGUUUUUUGCAACAAAAGAGAAGGUUUAUGGAUAUGGAUUGAGAGGAGAGAAUUAUAUGAAGCUUGAAGAAAUUUGUGAGCAUGGCUUUGGAUGCCACACGACUCGCUUUACUGCCUACUCUGAUACGCUUUGUUCUUGUGGUGACGGUGCUGCAACAUUACCGUUGCCGCAACAACAUUGA
Molecule: messenger RNA, 1164 nt
Organism: Prosopis cineraria
Lineage: Eukaryota; Viridiplantae; Streptophyta; Magnoliopsida; Fabales; Fabaceae
Product: F-box protein At5g65850-like
Exons: 1
Coding region: 1-1164 (387 amino acids)
Molecular function (GO): protein binding
Source: RefSeq, a predicted model, not a curated record